AUGAGUGGAUGUCCGUUUUCAGGAAAUAUUGUGUUCUUGUCCUUAAAAUUACUUACUCACAGUACUGCAGAGGAGGAAGAUGAUUCCCAGAAGGGCAUCGACAAAGCUGCUAAAGGAGGACUCAUUUAUGGAAAGUAUCUACAGUUGGAUAAGAUUUUAAAUGCACAAGCGUUAGAAAGUGAGCUGAGACACAACAAAAGUCAUGAUGAGCACCUCUUCAUUGUCACCCACCAAGCAUAUGAACUCUGGUUUAAGCAAGUCCUUUGGGAACUGGACUCAGUGCGUGAACUUUUCAUACAAAAUCAUGUACAAGAUGAGAGGAACAUGUUGAAGGUGGUGAGUCGGAUUCAUAGAAUUACCGUGAUAUUCAAACUACUUGUGGAUCAGUUUGCUGUUUUGGAGACAAUGACUCCUUUGGACUUCUUUGACUUUAGGGAAUACCUGUUUCCAGCCUCAGGGUUCCAAAGUCUUCAGUUCCGUCUCUUGGAGAUUAAAGUUGGUGUGGCAGACAACCGAAGAGUUCCAUACGACCAGAAGCACUACAGGGAAAACUUCCAUGGCCAGGAAAGUGAGGACUUACUCAGAUCAGAGCAGGAGCCUUCCUUGCUGCAACUUGUGGAGAAAUGGUUGGAGAGAACACCUGGCUUGGAAGAAGAUGGGUUCAACUUUUGGGGGAAGUUACAAGCAAACAUUGAAGAGGGUUUCAAACUAAAGAUGCAGAAACUUGAGGUUCAGCCAGAUUCUGAGAGGAAAGAGGACAUGAUUCAGGAUCUGAAAAAACAGAGAGAAGGGUUCACUUCUCUGUUUGAUUCCAAUCAUCAUGAUGAUCUUUUAAGAAAAGGUGAAAGACGACUUUCGUACAAAGGCCUUCAAGGAGCUCUGAUGAUCUACUUCUACAGGGAAGAACUUCAAUUCCAGGUACCCUUCCAGCUGCUGAAUUCUCUGAUGGAGGUUGACACCCUCAUGAAUAAAUGGAGAUAUCACCAUGUGUGCAUGGUGCACCGCAUGAUUGGCAGCAAAGUAGGAACAGGAGGCUCCUCAGGCUACCUCUACUUACGCUCCACAAUCAGUGACCGUUAUAAAGUUUUUGUGGAUUUGUUCAACCUGGCCACUUACCUGGUGCCACGUGACUGGGUGCCCAAAAUUGAGCCCCAACAUUAA
Molecule: messenger RNA, 1161 nt
Organism: Chanos chanos (milkfish)
Lineage: Eukaryota; Metazoa; Chordata; Actinopteri; Gonorynchiformes; Chanidae
Product: tryptophan 2,3-dioxygenase B-like
Exons: 12
Coding region: 1-1161 (386 amino acids)
Molecular function (GO): metal ion binding; L-tryptophan 2,3-dioxygenase activity; heme binding
Source: RefSeq, a predicted model, not a curated record